AUGCCUACAUUAUCUGGCUUCUCUGACAAUCCCUUCCGUACCAGGCGCGAUAUGGUAAAUGCGACCUUGGCCAUAUUGCGACCGUUGACCCGUCACUUUUCACCCUCUAACGCCCGCAUCCGCCUUCCUGUUUCCACGAGAGUUCACUUCGACGAAGGUGCCGCGCAGCUUGAAGGGUUCGCCCGACCUCUCUGGGCAGUAGCUUCCCUCCUUGCGUGGCAGUCUUCGGUGGAGACAAACACUUGCCCCGACAGUACUCUUGCCGAGGCGAUUGAGGAAGUUAUAGAGCCAUGGAUCCCGGGCUUUGUUGCGGGAACCGAUCCCGAUCAUCCAGAAUAUUGGGGUCCGAUUCGCGACAUGGACCAGCGCAUGGUGGAAGCCGAGGUGGUUAGCUAUGCGCUCCUGUCCGCUCCAGGGAAGCUAUAUCACAGCCGCGACGAGAAAACCCGGAGAAACAUCACGUUUUGGCUGCGAGGGAUAAAUGGGAAGCAGAUGCCCGAUAACAAUUGGCGAUGGUUUCGGGUGUUUGCCAAUCUCGCGCUCAUUCAGAUCUGUGGUGUGCCUGCUGCGGAGGUGCUCGAUGAGAUGCAUGCAGAUUUCCAAGUUCUCGAUUCCUUUUAUCUCGUUGAUGGCUGGUCUAGCGAUGGUCCAUGGCUCACGGCACAAGAAGAAGAGGAAGAAGCGGCAGAAUUCGAGCGAACGAGGCGACGGGAUGCAAUUGGCAAAGGGCGACAGGUCGACUACUACUCUGGGAGCUUUGCCAUUCAGUUCAGCCAGUUGCUGUACACCAAGUUCGCAGGGGAUCUGGAUCCCGAGAGAAUCGCAAGAUAUAAACAGCAGGCCCGGGAAUUUGGUGCCUAUUUCUGGCAGUAUUUUGACUCGAGUGGCUCUGCUAUACCGUUCGGCCGAUCUCUCACCUACAGAUUCGCAUGCGGUGCCUUUUUUGCUGCGCUUGCAGUGAGUCCCGUGUCUGAUAUGCCAUGGCCUCUGUCCAGCCCAGGCCGAGUCAAAGGCUUCCUUCUGCGACAUCUGCGAUGGUGGGCCGCUCAUUCGGACGACAUUUUCCAUUCGGACGGAACCCUGAACAUUGGAUGGCUUUACCCGAACAUGUAUAUGUGCGAGGACUACAACUCCCCACAAUCACCCUACUGGAGCCUCAAGACUUUGAUCGCGGUUGCUCUCACACAAGAUAACGAUUUCUGGUCUGCAAACGAAGUGCAGUAUCCGCCUUGUUUCCCACCGCGCCUUGUUCCUGCUCCUCGACAGAUCCUCACGAAUCAUCCGGCGGGAAAUCAUCAUUUCUGCCUGUCGCCGGCUCAGUUUCUCGCCUGGCCGAUGAAAGCAACUCAAGCCAAGUACUCCAAGUUUGAAUUCUCAUCCACUUUUGCUUUCUCGGUGCCCACCGGACCCCUUAUCCAGCAGGUUGCACCCGACUGCACCUUGGCACUGAGUAGAGAUGGCGCUGAAACGUGGGCAGUAAAAUGGCGUUCUUGCGAGCCUCGAUUCACUACCGUUUCUCUGAAAGCACAUUCACGUACAUCCUCUGUUGAGGCUGCAUCGGUUCGAUGGUACCCGUGGGGGGACAGACAAGUUGAGGUUGACACGACACUAAUCCCACCGACAGACCAGUGGCCGGACUGGCAUGUUCGGGUUCAUCGAGUCCGAAUCAACUCCGCGCUUCGUAGCCUGCACACUGUUGAGGGCGGCUUUGCCUCGCCAGGCCGGUGCUCCCGAGACGGAUGGAAGCUCCCCGACAUUUGUGCUUUAAGAACAGAUAUGGAUGUUGGCUCUAGUGAAGGAGUGAUGGAGACGGGUGACUCGGUCUUAAUGCUAUCAGUAGCCGGAGCCAGUGGUCUUGCUCCUGGUGUGGGAAAAGACUCAUCGGCGUGUGUAGUAACUAGAGCUCAUGCUCUGAAGCCGGAUGCAAAUACGAAUCUGGCACAUCAGAGAACGCUUAUCCCGAUUAUCACGCGUGAUAUCGCUCAGGACCUCCAAGCGGGGGAUGAGUUUAUGUUUGUCACCCGAGUCUUUGCCAGUUCGGCCACUGCGAACGGCCACCGAAGAGUCCGCGGAAGCCUUGCAGAUCGAUGGGCAGACAAGCCCGCCGUGUCGUUGUCGACUUCGGAUGACUUGGGAUCGGACGCAAAUUGUAUAGUUCUAUUUCCAUAG
Messenger RNA from Penicillium canariense, 2169 nucleotides. RefSeq names its product DUF2264 domain-containing protein. The transcript is spliced from 3 exons. The coding region runs from base 1 to 2169 and encodes 722 amino acids. NCBI's taxonomy places the organism in Eukaryota, Fungi, Ascomycota, Eurotiomycetes, Eurotiales, Aspergillaceae. The record is from RefSeq and is a predicted model, not a curated record.